Messenger RNA from Fonsecaea multimorphosa CBS 102226, 987 nucleotides. RefSeq lists its product as uncharacterized. The transcript is spliced from 3 exons. Bases 1 to 987 code for a protein of 328 amino acids. Gene Ontology annotation, molecular function: oxidoreductase activity. Lineage: Eukaryota; Fungi; Ascomycota; Eurotiomycetes; Chaetothyriales; Herpotrichiellaceae. The record is from RefSeq and is a predicted model, not a curated record.
AUGCCUGGACUUCUCCUAACGCCAGAGACCGAGUUCAACAAAAUUCAGAUCAAGAAGCUGCACCCAACCUUCGCGGCCGAGAUUGAAGGGGUUGAUUUCUCCAAGCCAAUUCCAGACGACGUGUUCAGGGAGAUCCUGGCCGCUUCCGCGAAGUAUGGUGUGAUUGUGUUCCGGAAGACUGGCCUCGACGACAAAGGGCACGUUGAAUUUUCUCGCCGAUUUGGCGAGUUGGACGACAUCAGGCCGUACAUGACCAAUGGGAGAAAGCCACGAUAUGAAUACUAUGAGCUUUUUGACGCCGGAAAUAUCGAUCCCGACACGAACACUGUUCUCUCACCAGAUAGUCCCCGUGCACAAUACAACAAGGGCAACGCCCUGUACCACGUCGAUUCUUCUUUCAAUCCUCGAAGGGCGUCGUACUCGAUCUUGAAGGCCCACGAACUGCCACCACCCAACACUGGUGGCAAUACCGGAUUUGCUGACACGCGGACGGCAUUUGACGAGUUGGACCCCGAUUUGAAGGCCGAGCUUUUGGAAAAGAAUUAUAUUGGCGCCCAUUCCCUCUACUCGUCACGCAAGAAGGCAGCACCGGAUUAUUUCAAGGAUGUCGAUGUGAACAACUUUCCAAUGCACAGACAUCGCCUUGUGCAGAAGCACGAACCAUCAGGUCGGAUGAAUCUUUAUAUUGCCGCUCACAUGGAUCAUAUCGUGGAUGUACCUCCAGAGAAAUCGAAGGAGCUUAUGGACAAGCUUAUGGCGCAUGCGACGCAGGACAAGUAUACCAUAAGCAUUCCAUGGAACGACCCUGGUGACUUGAUUAUCUGGGACAACACAUGUGUUAUGCAUCGAGCUGAAGGUGGAUCAUUCGCUGGAAAGUACCGGCGAGAUUUAAGGAGGACCACAGUGCACGAUGACAGCCCCUAUGCCUGGGGUCUCAAUAAGCAAGGACAGGAUGAGAGACCAGGCUUCGUAUUGUAUGACUUGUGA